GGCUCUCCAGCCACCUGUCUUCUCCACUGCCUGCACCAGCCCAUCUCAGGUGCCUUCUCACCGGCCUUCCUCACCCACCAUGUCUCGGCAGUCCUCCAUCACCUUCCAGUCUGGCAGCCGCAGAGGCUUCAGCACCACCUCGGCCAUCACCCCGGCAGCUGGCCGCUCCCGCUUCAGCUCUGUCUCUGUGGCCCGCUCUGCAGCAGGGAGUGGGGGCCUGGGAAGGAUCAGCAGUGCUGGGGCCAGCUUUGGGAGCCGCAGCCUCUACAACCUGGGGGGUGCCAAGCGGGUCUCCAUCAGUGGGUGUGGCAGCAGCUUCCGAAGUGGCUUUGGUGGCAGGGCCAGCAACGGGUUUGGAGUCAACAGUGGAUUUGGCUAUGGGGGUGGAGUUGGAGGAGGCUUCAGUGGCCCCAGCUUCCCCGUGUGUCCCCCUGGAGGCAUCCAAGAGGUCACUGUCAACCAGAGUCUCCUGACUCCUCUUCACCUGCAAAUCGACCCCGCCAUCCAGCGGGUGCGGGCCGAGGAGCGCGAGCAGAUCAAGACCCUCAACAACAAGUUCGCCUCCUUCAUCGACAAGGUGAGGUUCUUGGAGCAGCAGAACAAGGUCCUGGAGACCAAGUGGGCCCUCCUGCAGGAACAGGGCUCCAGGACUGUGAGGCAGAACCUAGAGCCCCUCUUUGAUUCCUAUAUCAGUGAGCUCCGACGGCAGCUGGAAAGCGUCACCACUGAGAGGGGCAGGCUUGAAGCUGAACUGAGGAACAUGCAGGAUGUUGUGGAAGAUUUCAAAGUCAGGUACGAAGAUGAAAUUAACAAGCGCACGGCUGCUGAGAAUGAAUUUGUAGCCCUGAAAAAGGACGUAGAUGCUGCCUACAUGAACAAGGUGGAGCUGGAAGCCAAGGUCAAAUCUCUGCCCGAGGAGAUCAACUUCAUCCACUCAGUCUUUGAUGCAGAGCUGUCCCAGUUGCAGACCCAGGUCAGUGACACAUCCGUGGUGCUGUCCAUGGACAACAACCGCAACCUGGACCUGGACAGUAUCAUCGCCGAGGUCAAAGCACAAUACGAGGACAUUGCCAACCGCAGCCGGGCCGAGGCUGAGUCCUGGUACCAGACCAAGUACGAGGAGCUGCAGGUCACCGCAGGCAGACAUGGGGAUGACCUUCGAAACACCAAACAAGAGAUCUCUGAAAUGAACCGCAUGAUCCAGAGGCUGAGAGCUGAGAUUGACAGCAUCAAGAAGCAGUGCUCCAGCUUGCAAACAGCCAUUGCUGAUGCAGAGCAGCGGGGGGAACUGGCUCUCAAGGAUGCACGGGCCAAGCUGGUGGACCUUGAGGAGGCCCUGCAGAAGGCCAAGCAGGACAUGGCUCGGCUCCUGCGUGAGUACCAGGAGCUGAUGAACAUCAAGCUGGCCCUGGACGUGGAGAUCGCCACCUACCGCAAGCUGCUGGAAGGCGAGGAGUGCAGGUUGAGUGGAGAGGGAGUUUCUCCAGUUAACAUUUCUGUGGUCACCUCCACUCUUUCCAGUGGCUAUGGACGCGGCAGCAGCAUUGGAGGUGGAAACCUGGGCCUCGGUGGGGGCAGAGGCUACUCCUUCACCACCAGUGGUGGGCAUAGCCUGGGUGCAGGCCUGGGAGGUUCUGGAUUCAGUGCCACCAGCAACCGGGGCCUAGGGGGCAGUGGUUCUAGCGUCAAGUUUGUCUCCACCACAUCCUCCAGCCAGAAGAGCUACACGCACUAAGAGAGCCCCAUGGCUCCCUCUCCCCUGCCUUGAGGCCUGUUUGCAGUCACACCUGGACACCAGGGUCCUCCUCCUUCCUCUCUCCUUGUAAGGUGCACCUGUGCUGCUGGGAGCCUGGAGUACUGGCUACACCCAUUCCCAGGCCUAAGCCAGCCUCUCCCUCCUGACAGUGCCCAGACUGCCAGCAGCACCCGUCUGUUACAUAUGUGAAACCAAAGCCUGCUGUCUCCCAAGGCUCUCAUUCAGCCUAUCUUGCGAGGCCCGGGCAGCUGGAAAGUCCUCCUCCAGGUCCACCUCCCUCCCUCCCUCCCUCCAGAUGCAGAGGCUGGGGAGUCUCUCAAUGCCAGGUUGUCACCCAUCUGUCUCAUAGUGUUUAUAAGUGGCCUGCUGGGAGUGAGCGCUCCCUCUGUUCCCUCCCUGGAAUGUGUCUAUUAAAUGCAUGUGUCACCUGUUUGGUGUCUGGCCCUCUGUUUGGAAUGGUGACUGACCCAAAGCAAUUCUCCUCCUCUCCCAGGCCUGCUCCCAGCAUGGGGAUCACACAAGCAGUGCUCAGAGGCAUCAGCCCUUGCCCCUUCCCUCUGAGCUAAGAAAGCUGGCUGGGAGGAAGGGAGGGCGGACUGCAGAGGUGCAGGGAGUGCAGGGCUGGCCAGACUUCCUUUUCCCUCUCCUUGGCAUGCCUUGUUUGGAAAGCUGGAGCUGCUGGGAGAAGCCCAGACCGGCCUCCCUGCUCUGUUAGUGAUGUCCCCCUUCCAAACCAGUGUUCCAGAAUACUGACGCCGGGUGGGCGGCCCAGCAGAGGGGCUGAUUGUUCCCUGACAGUUUCAAACUUGCAGACCCAGCAGAGAAAUAACAGGCCACGAAGAGGAGUUAAAAGGCAGCCUUGGGAGCAACGCUUUCACCAAGGAGAGGAGCCAUUUAGCCCAUAAUUGCAGGCAGCAGUGAGAUAUCCAGUAAGCUCCCACAUUCCUGAGUUUACAGUCUCCUGGACCCCUCCCAUCAGGCCUGAGCUGGGGCAUGGCCCAGUGGGCUCACCCAGAGUGGGGCAGUCGAUGUGGGCUUGGAGGGAGUGAGUUCAAUGCUCAGGAACUGAUGUGAGCUACUUGGGACAGGGUUCUAAAACACCCUUGUCCAGGGUGAAGAAGCAGGAAGUGAAGUCAGGGGAGAGGGAGGCCGUGAAUCAGGAGGGAAGAUGAGUGUAAAACCAGGGGCUAAAAUUUGGAAUGGAUGGGAGAGGGAGGACGGCAGGAAGGAGAGAAAUGACACUGAGAACAAUUGUGAAAUCCCUGGUGUUAGGGUGAGGGCGAGUUCAGACCAAGAGACGAGAGAAGUGGAGGGACAGGAAUUUGGAGUGACAUUCUCAGGCUUUCUCCACUGGCCAAGCUGGCUCUCAUCUCUGAGCCUGAUCUUCCCAACUGUGUGGGGUGCAAUGAUUCAGGGCAUGGGACCAGGAGUCCGGGUUCUAACAAUGGCCCCAGUGCUCACUAGCUAUGUGACCUCAACAAAGGUGCCUAACUACACUGUGUCUCAAUCGGCCUCC
Messenger RNA from Gorilla gorilla gorilla (western lowland gorilla), 3272 nucleotides. RefSeq names its product keratin 75 (gene KRT75). The record is from RefSeq and is a predicted model, not a curated record. The coding region runs from base 80 to 1735 and encodes 551 amino acids. Lineage: Eukaryota; Metazoa; Chordata; Mammalia; Primates; Hominidae. Gene Ontology annotation, biological process: intermediate filament organization; keratinization. The transcript has 9 exons. Gene Ontology annotation, cellular component: keratin filament. Gene Ontology annotation, molecular function: structural constituent of skin epidermis.